Chaetomium strumarium is the source of this 968-nucleotide messenger RNA. RefSeq lists its product as uncharacterized. The transcript has a single exon. The record is from RefSeq and is a predicted model, not a curated record. NCBI's taxonomy places the organism in Eukaryota, Fungi, Ascomycota, Sordariomycetes, Sordariales, Chaetomiaceae. The coding region runs from base 357 to 863 and encodes 168 amino acids.
AUGUCUGACCAGGCGGACGCACCUGACGUUGCCGCUGUUGACCCCCUACUAGUACAGGGUUGGCCCAAGGAACCUCCGCUUUUACUCUCCCUAGAGGGCAUAGCAAAUGAGGUGGGUAGCCAUACCCAGCUUAUAUAGAGAUCGAACAAGAUGGCCACUGAUCGCUUGCAAAUAUAUAGGGCACAUCUCUCUCUUCUAGCUAGCCAUAUACUAUAGACGACAUUGAUAACUUCCCUAAGACCUUUCCCCUAACGGGUCCGGCAACUCCUAUCACCCUAGUCUUUACCAGCGAGGGCGAGAGAUGUCCGGAUGCAUGUUACGCCGCGGUCCACGGGAUAUACAAUAAGCUAAUCUCUAUGCUCAGCCAGCACGGCUCCAUAGGUCUCGACCAAUAUAUGGCCGUUCUCGACUUGGCUUCGGUGUACGCCCGUAAGUAUCUCGCCUACGGCCUUUACGAUACGGGUUACACGCGUCUUAUAACGCUUGCCCCACUGUACUGGCGCCAGCUGAACCUCCUGUACGACAUUUGCUCUAACCCGUCACUAUACCUUUCGGACGAUAUACGCGUGAGUUUAGGGAGUUAUCGGCCGCCGAAUAGGGAGCUGGACGUGGCCGUCAAGCGCGUCAUGCUGCUUGGCGUGGCUAAGACGGUGCGCGAGCGGGUGGAAGAGAUACAGGAGAGGGUGGAGGGGUUUGAGGACCGGAUUGCGAGGGGAUCGUUGGAGCUUGCUGAGGCGGGGAGGUUGAACUUGCAGUGGUUGCUUGGGGUCAUCUGGAAUCUGACGAGGAGGUUGGAUACCAUCAAAGCGGUCCUAGAGAAGGAGGAUUGGGGACUGAUUGCUGAGGCUAUGCCUACGAGAUAAGAUGCGCAUGGAGUUUAAGUUCGCUGGUUCCCAGGAGGUACAGUCACUUCCCUUCCCUAAUGAAGCAGCAGUGCAAUCCUGGCGAGGAAACCGAACUGCCCUGUA